This is a messenger RNA of Phaeoacremonium minimum UCRPA7, 1554 nucleotides long. RefSeq lists its product as hypothetical. The record is from RefSeq and is a predicted model, not a curated record. Gene Ontology annotation, molecular function: protein binding. The transcript has 3 exons. Lineage: Eukaryota; Fungi; Ascomycota; Sordariomycetes; Togniniales; Togniniaceae. Bases 1 to 1554 code for a protein of 517 amino acids.
AUGCUUAGUCUGCGUUCGAAGCUGCACUCUGCCAUCCGGCAGACGCGCAAGCCCUCCACCGGCAGGAGCAGCGGCUCGCCCAAGGGUGUUGUCGGAGCCGACGCCAACGACGGUGGUCGAAGCAGCAGCAGUAGCAGCGUACCACCCCUGGCGGGGUCCUCUCCAUCAGCCGCCGGAGGAGGAGAAAGCAGCUCAUCUGCCCCGCAGCAGACAUUCGCAAUCAGCCUGUGCACUCUUCCCGCCGAGCUUCUGCGCAAGAUUGCUUCCUGCUGCGACAUCGCCGACAUCUUGUCUCUCAGCCGCACAAGUCGACAAUUAAGAGACCUCCUCGACGAUCCCCUGGUCUAUCAGGAGAGUCUGCGUCUGCAUAUGGCUGCACUCACAACGACGUCGACUCCUGGCAAGGAUGCACUCAUCGAUGCCCUUGGGGUUCAAUUGGCCGACGACGAUGCGGCGCGGUCUGUCUGGGAAUCCUUCGCCGUGGCCAUUCGGCAACGGGCCAGCCUGAAAACGGAGAUCGUGAGCCUGCUCCCGCCGUUAACCAAGCCGGACAGGUCACCGGCACCGGAGACGGGAGGACCCGACCGGGAAGUAGUCGAAGAGCUGGAAGGGAAGUUGGGAGUGUCGUCGACCUUGCUUGUCCUUGGCUACUCGGACCUCUGCGAUCUCGAGCUGGGCUACGAGCUGCUGGGCAUCAACAACUGGUCGAUCAAGCAAAAGAUAUGGCCCGAGUCACGACUCCUAGGCGACAAGCAGCUGAGCCUGCAGCUCGCCUUCUGCACAGCGAUGAGCCUCUUGCAACCUGCGGAUUGGGCGCUGGUUAAGAAGCAGCCCCCAAAUAAGUUUAAGCUCGCUGCUCUCGCGAUCAAGAGAGAGUUCCAGGGGGAGCAGAUGAGCCCCAUGAAUGCUGCUUUCUGUAAUAGCUGGGACGGUUUACAGACGCGAUCACUCCAGUUGGCUGCCGUCAUAACAUACCUCAUGAAAUCUGCAGAGAAACCCGAUUUACCACUGGCGGACAAGAUACCCUUCAUCAACCCCUUACCACAUAACGGUGACCCAAGAUCACGUCCGAGACUGCCACUUCUGGACCGAGGAAGGGGGAGUUAUCUUGCAACCACGGCACAGUCGUGGCAAGAGUGGUACACGUCACGGAUACGAGAGAUGAUAGAGAGCAUUGAAGAAGAAGAAUGGUAUGGAUACUACAUAUAUGCGCUCAACAUCGGCACGUCAUCAGACCCGGCUAUGGAGGGCAUUCAGUUCACGACUGGUGCCGCGGACGCCAAGGGAAACAUAACCCUAGAGGCGAAGGAUGCCAUGGACGGUAUCGUCCGAGGCUUCAACUUCGCAGGCUCGAUCAACCGGACCACGGGGAUCGUCAGCCUCAAGAAGCAGUACAUUGGCGCGCACCAGUGGACAUACGAAGGGGUCAUGACCCCGCUAGGCAUCGUGGGCGAAUGGGGCCGCGCGCAACAGGGCAUGUUCGGGCACUUCUGGCUUUACAAACGGAGUUGGAUAGACAAUAAUGCUAAGCCGGAGCGGGAGAUUUAUUACUGA